Molecule: messenger RNA, 1717 nt
Organism: Panicum virgatum (switchgrass)
Lineage: Eukaryota; Viridiplantae; Streptophyta; Magnoliopsida; Poales; Poaceae
Exons: 2
Coding region: 596-1717 (373 amino acids)
Source: RefSeq, a predicted model, not a curated record
UAUUUUAUUAUAAUGUGCAGAAUUUGAUAAAUGCAAAAUAAAUUUCCUAGGGUUCUACAAAUUGCAACACCAAUUUUAUUGGAUCUGGUGUGAUGUGCCAUUAGGCUGACUCCAAUAAGGAUAGGCAUACAGAACAUGCAAAUGGAGGAUAUAGCUACCAGUUGGGAAAUGGCUACCGUAGGCAUUUUGGCCUCGCUCCAACAGCACAGGCAAAGAGGCACCUCCAUUCCCCUGGCAGUUGGCUCGCGGGCUCUGGUGGAAGUCCACCGCGCGCCGCCUGCCUGUCACCGGAUCCGGCGAUUCCAGGUGGCGAUUCCGGUAGCCAUGGUUGCUAUUGAAUCGAAGGUGGAGGAAGGUACUGACUCUUCAACUUUUUUAUUGCAACACGCUCGCCUCUUCACUCUUGAACAUGGCUUGGAGGUACAUCAAGAUGGGGAUGUGUGGUACGUUUACCGCAAACCGUUGGGAAGAGGAAGAACUCAAAGCCGCCGCUGUUGCAGUGGCAUUGGGAGUAGGCAAUAAACGGCGGUGGGGAUGAUCUUUUUUUGGUCAUGCUGUGAAGAAUCGAAAAAGAGAAGAGGUGAACGAACAAAUCAUGCGAGAUUACUUCAAUGAGAAUGCAUUGUUCGGCGAGGAAGAUUUCAGGCGCAGGUUCAGAAUGCGGAAGUCUUUGUUUCUACGCAUUGUUGAUGAUGUCACAAGAAGAAACAAGUAUUUCAAGCAAAAACGAAAUGCAGCAAAGAAGUUAGGUUUCACUCCAAUUCACAAGUGCUUAAUUGCAAUGAGAAUGUUAGCGUAUGGCGGUGCUGCAGAUGCAUUAGAUGACACAUACAAAAUGGCAGAGACAACUGUUCUCGAGACCCUCAUGCACUUUGUCAACACUGUCAAUGAUGUAUAUGGUGAAGAGUACUUGAGGCCACCACGUGCUCAUGAACUUCAAGUCAUUCUACAACAGAAUGAGGCCAGAGGUUUCCCAGGCAUGAUUGGAAGUAUAGAUUGUAUGCAUUGGGAAUGGGAGAAUUGUCCCACAACAUUGGCUGGGAUGUUCAAGGGUCAUAAACCCAAACCUACUCUUAUACUUGAGGCAGUAGCAACUCAAGAUCUUAGGAUUUGGCAUGCUUUUUUUGGGCUACCAGGUUCUCACAAUGACAUCAAUGUCUUGCAUCGGUCUCAUGUGUUUGAUGAUUUAGCUAAUGGUAGGACACCAGAGGUUGAGUUCUGGGUAAAUGGCAAUCCCUAUACCAUGGGAUACUACUUGACUGAUAGAAUUUACCCAUACUGGGCAACUCUUGUUAAGACUGUGAGUGCUCCGGUGACCAUGAAACACCAAGUGUUUGCAGCUACACAAGAGUCAUGCAGGAAGGAUGUGGAGAGGGCAUUUGGAGUACUUCAAUCAAAGUUUAAGAUCAUCCAUAACCCUGCUAGGCUAUGGAGGCAAAGAGACCUGAAUGACAUUAUGUGUGCAUGUGUUAUUAUUCACAACAUGAUCAUAGAAGACGAGCGCAACAGUUACCUCAAUGCAGCUGACACACAGGGAUUUGAAGGGCCAGCAGAUCCUCCCGUACUGCAGAACCGAGAUGUGCCAGAGAUCGAUCACCUCAUUGAUGCAUACAACUGCAUAAAAAGCAAGGAAACAAGUCGACAACUCCAGCGGGACCUCAUAGAACACAUAUGGAGUCAUUAUGGUGCAUCAACAGGCCCAUUUGCAGGAAGUUAG